This is a messenger RNA of Paramacrobiotus metropolitanus, 1085 nucleotides long. RefSeq lists its product as uncharacterized. Gene Ontology annotation, molecular function: G protein-coupled receptor activity. The record is from RefSeq and is a predicted model, not a curated record. Bases 132 to 1019 code for a protein of 295 amino acids. The transcript is spliced from 4 exons. NCBI's taxonomy places the organism in Eukaryota, Metazoa, Tardigrada, Eutardigrada, Parachela, Macrobiotidae. Gene Ontology annotation, cellular component: membrane. Gene Ontology annotation, biological process: G protein-coupled receptor signaling pathway.
AGCACUUAUCGCGACAAAUAGGAAAGAAUAUUACGAAUAGGUUUCGGAUCUCCAUUAUCCGAUGCCGUCGUUUUUUGUUAACUUUGGCUGUAAAGAAACGUACGCUGGCGAAUGAAUGUCACAGAAAAAGCAUGUUCUUGGGAUGUCGCUGCUACGAACCAAAGCACCAAUGUUACGGACAACACGUCAGAUGCCAUCGUCUCUCGUUUACAAUACUUGCUUUUGGUUUUUUACCCAGUUUUUCUAUUCAUCUGUACAACCGGGAAUGUCAUGAAUAUCUUUGUGUUGCGCACGGCCAAGCAUUCUCAAUGCACCACCACUUUUCUUAUCGCACUGGCCGUGGGAGAUUUACUGGCUGUGUAUGUCAUUCCUCCUUCCGUUUAUCGUAUAUUCUGGAGUUAAUAUUAAUGUGGUGGUGGAUGCAGCUGCCGCGUUAUAUAUGGGAAAUCAAUCCUGAUAUCUUCAGUAAUCCCAAAUACACAUACGCACACAUUAAUUACUACACGCAGGGAUGGUACAUCUGGAUGCAACUGAUGUGGUUUGACUUCUCAAACUGGAUUUUAAUAGCGUUUUCCGUGGAACGGGUUAGAGCAUUAUUCGAUCCACUGUCGUACCGUGGUCCGCCGGCGGCAAAGCGAGCCCGCAUUGUCAUUGGUUUUGUAUUUGUAUGCGCAGCCUUAUCCAAUAUGUACCGCAUGGUGAUGCAGUAUUAUUUAAUGGCCACACGAGAUAUUCCAACGUUUCUUAAAGAUUCAGUCAACGCGUUUAUAACAGGAGCGCCUAACUGGCUACAAACAUGGAAUGAUGUUAAUAUGUAUUACAAGGACAUCGAAGUCAUUGUCGUGUUUCUUAUAUUGCUGAUCUGUAAUAUUUGUAUAAUUCGCUGUAUAUUUCGGCAUCGCCAAAAGAUCUCCUUUUGCCCAACUAUUACCAGCACCGACCGCAAGCGUGCCGGUGGGAGCACAGUAGACUUCGGCUGUGUAAAUAUCCUCUUGGCUGCCGUCACAGUGCCGUGCUGACUUACGUCAUCGGCUUAUUCCCACUGACUGUGACUGAUGUCCUGGGAAAGCUUUCAAACUAUCCGC